Messenger RNA from Dermacentor silvarum, 878 nucleotides. RefSeq lists its product as uncharacterized. NCBI's taxonomy places the organism in Eukaryota, Metazoa, Arthropoda, Arachnida, Ixodida, Ixodidae. Bases 1 to 699 code for a protein of 232 amino acids. The transcript is spliced from 3 exons. The record is from RefSeq and is a predicted model, not a curated record.
AUGCGGCACAUUGAACGCAAGUUUGGAUUUCUGCUAGACGACCUCACCGUUCACAAGUGGUUGACCACUGAGGACUUGAAAGCCAUGAGCGAGGCAGUAUAUCUGAAAGGUGCACCUUUGAAGAAUUGCUGGGCCUUCAAUGACGGCACGGUGUGGCCAAUUUGCAGACCGUCAAAAGAUCAGCGUACUUAUUUUUCUGGGCACAAGCGGCUACAUGCACUAAAGUACCAAUCCUUGAUGUGCCCAAAUGGUCUGAUAUGCGAGCUGGAUGGCCCAUACCCUGGGAGCAAGCAUGAUGCUGGGAUCUUUCACGACAGUGGACUCUACAAAAAGCUUGAAAAGCUGAAUGAAGGCAACCAACAAUUCGUGCUGUAUGGUGACCCUGCUUAUCCACUACGCCCGCUGCUCAUGAAGCCAUAUGGGGGGACAAGGAAGACAGUACAGCAGGAGAAAUUCAAUGCUGCCAUGAGUGCUGUUAGGCAAUCAGUAGAAUGGGGUUUCGGUAAAAUAAUCUCUGAAUUUGCUUUCUUAGAUUUCAAGAAAAACCAGAAGGUUCUACUUCAGGCUGUACCUCGAAUGUACAGAGUGGCCGUCAUACUUACCAAUUGCCAUGCGUGCAUGUAUGGCAAUCAGGUCUCUUCAUACUUUGACCUGGAACCACCAUGUCUUAUGUAUUACCUCAGGCCAACUAUGCAGUAGUCAGUGGAAGCAACCGCAUACGUAAAUGCGCAAUGCGGAACUGUCGUACAGGGCAUGCUAGUGCAUGCAACACAUUUUUCAUUACCAUUGAAGCAACAGUGCACACAUUUAACUUUGUUUAUUAUUUAGCCAACUUGUUCACCACUGCAUCAAGAAUUUGCAAUAAAGCCUGUUGGUUG